UGAUUUGAAAGUUUAAAUCAAAAUAGCAGAGCAGUCGAAGGUUUGGAACAUGGAGCUGUACUACUCACCAGGAUCAGCGCCCUGCCGGGCAGUACAGAUGACGGCCAUGGCUCUUGGCGUCCCGCUGAAGCUGAAGGAGAUACAGUUGAUAAAUGGGAAACAUCAGAGACCGGACUACGGUCGAAUCAGCCCACAGCAUAGCAUUCCGACGUUGAAGGAUAAGGAUCUCAUCCUGUGGGAGAGCAGAGCAAUUCAAAUCUAUCUGGUCGAUCAGUACGGGAAGGAUCAUAGUUUGUACCCGAAGGAUCCCGCAAAGCGAGCCAAAGUCAACGAAAGACUAUUCUUUGAUGCAUGCAUUCUCUAUCACAGAUUCACGGAGUAUUAUCACGAGCAGGUAUUCGGUGGUUUAGAAGGGGAUGACAAGAAACUGGAAGCGUUGGAGGAUGCUGUUAAAAUGCUGGAUUUGUUCCUGGAAGGACAACCCUACGUAACGGGUGAGUCCAUGACGGUUGUGGAUUUGAGCAUUCUGGCGACGGUUGCUACGAUGAACUCGCUCGGUUUCGAUCUGAAGCCUUAUCAUAAUGUUUAUGAAUGGUACAAGCACAUGAAAGAUGUAGCCCCGGGAUCGAAUUUCAACGAACAGGGAGCAAAGGAGUUCUCUUCAUACAAAUAGCGAUUAUAUGCAAUAUGGGUAAUUUGAUGU
Messenger RNA from Ochlerotatus camptorhynchus, 703 nucleotides. Its product is annotated as glutathione S-transferase 1-like. Lineage: Eukaryota; Metazoa; Arthropoda; Insecta; Diptera; Culicidae. Gene Ontology annotation, biological process: glutathione metabolic process. The record is from RefSeq and is a predicted model, not a curated record. The transcript has a single exon. The coding region runs from base 50 to 673 and encodes 207 amino acids. Gene Ontology annotation, molecular function: glutathione transferase activity.